Molecule: messenger RNA, 1674 nt
Organism: Tupaia belangeri chinensis (Chinese tree shrew)
Lineage: Eukaryota; Metazoa; Chordata; Mammalia; Scandentia; Tupaiidae
Gene: CYP2R1
Product: cytochrome P450 family 2 subfamily R member 1
Biological process (GO): xenobiotic metabolic process
Cellular component (GO): intracellular membrane-bounded organelle; cytoplasm
Molecular function (GO): iron ion binding; heme binding; oxidoreductase activity, acting on paired donors, with incorporation or reduction of molecular oxygen, reduced flavin or flavoprotein as one donor, and incorporation of one atom of oxygen
Source: RefSeq, a predicted model, not a curated record
CUACCAUUUAUCGGCAACAUCUACUCCCUGGCGGCCGCGGCCGAGCUGCCCCAUGUCUACAUGAGACAGCAGAGCCAGGUGUACGGCGAGAUCUUCAGCUUAGAUCUUGGAGGCAUAUCAACUGUGGUUCUAAACGGCUAUGAUGUAGUAAAAGAAUGCCUUGCUCAUCAAAGUGAAAUUUUUGCAGACAGGCCAUGUCUUCCUUUAUUCAUGAAGAUGACAAAAAUGGGAGGCUUACUCAAUUCCAGAUAUGGCCGAGGAUGGGUUGAUCACAGAAAAUUAGCUGUCAACAGCUUCCGCUAUUUUGGAUAUGGCCAAAAGUCUUUUGAAUCUAAAAUCUUAGAAGAAACCAAAUUUUUCAUAGAUGCUGUUGAAACUUACAAAGGUAGACCUUUUGACUUUAAACAACUAAUAACGAAUGCUGUUUCAAACAUAACCAAUAUGAUCAUUUUUGGAGAACGGUUCACUUACGAAGACACUGAUUUUCAGCACAUGAUUGAGUUAUUUAGUGAGAAUGUGGAACUGGCUGCCAGUGCCUCGGUUUUCCUGUAUAACGCCUUUCCAUGGAUUGGCAUCUUACCUUUUGGAAAACAUCAACAGCUCUUCAGAAAUGCAGCUGUGGUCUAUGAUUUUCUCUCCAGACUUAUCAAAAAAGCUUCCGUUAACAGAAAACCUCAGUUACCUCAGCAUUUUGUUGAUGCUUAUUUAGACGAGAUGGAUCAAAGUAAAAAUGACCCAUCAUCUACUUUCUCUGAAGAAAACCUGAUUUUCUCAGUGGGUGAGCUCAUCAUUGCCGGAACGGAAACUACAACCAAUGUGCUACGGUGGGCAAUUCUUCUCAUGGCACUCUAUCCGAACAUUCAAGGACAAGUUCAGAAAGAGAUUGAUUUAAUUACAGGCCCUGGUGGGAAGCCUUCUUGGGAUGACAAAUGCAAAAUGCCUUAUACUGAGGCAGUUUUGCAUGAAGUUUUAAGAUUCUGUAAUAUAGUUCCAUUAGGGAUUUUCCAUGCAACCUCUGAAGAUGCAGUCGUGCGUGGUUAUUCCAUUCCCAAAGGUACAACGGUCAUUACAAAUCUUUAUUCUGUGCACUUUGAUGAAAAGUACUGGAGAGACCCAGAAGUGUUCUAUCCUGAACGAUUUCUGGACAGCACUGGAUGUUUUGCCAAAAAGGAAGCUUUGGUUCCUUUUUCCCUAGGGAGAAGACAUUGUCUUGGAGAACAGGUGGCCCGAAUGGAAAUGUUCUUGUUUUUUACAUCAUUGCUUCAGAGGUUUCAUUUGCAUUUUCCACACGAACUAGUUCCAAGUCUGAAGCCUAGGCUAGGCAUGACAUUGCAGCCCCAGCCCUACCUCAUCUGUGCUGAAAGACGCUGAGAGUGCAUGGCUGUUUUGGAGGACAAUGUUGUAUGUUUGCCUCACUCUGGAAUCUGCUUAAUCUAAUCACUGUGUGUAUUUGAACAAAAGUCACAGAAUCCAUGUCAGAUGGACACAGAUGUUUCUUUAAAAAUAAUGUUUGACCAAUAACAAGUAUUAAUUGUGAUUUUAUUUUUCCCAAGCUUCUAUGACUUCUAAGAAUUCUAUGUUGAAGAACAUAAAGGUGCAAAUGACAAACAGGUGUUUAAAAUGCUAAGAAGGGGGACCAGCAGGUGGUGUGGUGGUGAAGGCACUGGACUCCCA